Molecule: messenger RNA, 987 nt
Organism: Penaeus monodon (black tiger shrimp)
Lineage: Eukaryota; Metazoa; Arthropoda; Malacostraca; Decapoda; Penaeidae
Product: adhesive plaque matrix protein-like
Exons: 7
Coding region: 21-983 (320 amino acids)
Cellular component (GO): extracellular matrix
Source: RefSeq, a predicted model, not a curated record
CUCGAUCUAUCUUCACCAUCAUGUUCACUAAGACCGUCCUCGCUCUCGCCCUUGUGGCUGUAACUUUGGCUGCUCCUUCACAGCCUUCCUACGGAUAUACUCCUCCUGCAACCUACGACGCUCCUGCCAAGUAUGACUUCAAUUAUGCCGUGAAGGACGACUACUCCGGAAACGACUUUGGUCACCAAGAAGCUCGCGACGGUUACGAUACUCAGGGUUCUUACUACGUUCUCCUUCCUGACGGUCGUCUGCAGAAGGUCGCCUACACUGUCAAUAGCGACUCUGGCUACGUGGCUGAGGUCAGCUACGAGGGUGAAGCUCAGUACCCCGAGUACAAGCCUGCUCCUGCCUACAAGCCCGCCCCUGCUUACAAGCCCACCCCUGCUUACAAGCCCGCCCCUGCUUACACGCCCGCCCCUGCUUACAAUCCUGCUCCUACCUAUACCGGCACGAUUUUACCUCAUCAAACGAAUUUUGUCCAAAUCACCCUCAAUCACACCUCAACUCAAGAACUUACCUUCACCCAUAUGAAGGUUAAGUCCAUCCUCUUCAUCAUGUUCACUAAGGCCGUCGUCGCUCUCGCCCUUGUAGCCGUCACUCUGGCUGCUCCUUCACAGCCUUCCUAUGGAUAUGCUCCUCCGGCAAACUAUGAUGCUCCCGCUAAGUACGACUUCAACUAUGCCGUGAAGGACGACUACUCCGGAAACGACUUUGGUCACCAAGAGGCCCGUGACGGAUACGACACCCAGGGAUCUUACUACGUCCUCCUUCCCGACGGUCGUCUGCAGAAGGUCGCCUACACUGUCAAUGGCGACUCUGGUUACGUGGCUGAGGUCAGCUACGAGGGUGAAGCCCAGUACCCCGAGUACAAGCCUGCUCCUGCCUACAAGCCUGCUCCUGCCUACAAGCCUGCUCCUGCCUACAAGCCCGCCCCCGCUUACAAGCCAGCCCCUGCCUACAAGCCUGAACCUACAUAUGCCUAAAUUA